Amyelois transitella is the source of this 2004-nucleotide messenger RNA. Its product is annotated as pescadillo homolog. Lineage: Eukaryota; Metazoa; Arthropoda; Insecta; Lepidoptera; Pyralidae. The record is from RefSeq and is a predicted model, not a curated record. Gene Ontology annotation, cellular component: nucleolus; PeBoW complex. Gene Ontology annotation, biological process: ribosome biogenesis; maturation of LSU-rRNA from tricistronic rRNA transcript (SSU-rRNA, 5.8S rRNA, LSU-rRNA). The transcript is spliced from 6 exons. Gene Ontology annotation, molecular function: RNA binding. The coding region runs from base 142 to 1974 and encodes 610 amino acids.
GUGACAAGUGACACGAGCGAGGAAGUUCUUUCUUUCUUCGUAAAUUCCCUCAAAAGCUAGAAGAUAAUUAUUAUUUUAAAGACAAAUUAACCAUAUUUAAUCGAUUUAAUAAUUUUCUUAGAUUAAUAAUAAAAACACAAAAUGGUAUCUAAGAAAAAGAAGAAGUAUUCCUCUGGAGAAGGAGCACAAUUUAUGACUAGAAAAGCCGCUCUAAAGAAAUUACAACUAACACUCAAAGACUUCCGACGAAUAUGUAUUCUCAAAGGAAUUUACCCCAGGGAACCUAGGAACCGCAAACGCGCUCAAAAAGGAGCAGGCGGCAUAAAAACAUUAUACCACACAAAAGAUAUCAAAUUUUUAUUACAUGAGCCUAUAAUAUGGAAACUUCGUGAACUCAAGGUUUAUCAACAAAAGAUCCGCAAAGCCAGGUCUAUGAAGAGAUAUGGUUUAAUGAGGAAGUAUUUCCGUGACUACCCUGAAAUCAAUAUUGAUCAUAUUGUGAAGGAAAGGUAUCCAACAUUUGUGGAUGCAUUACGAGACUUGGAUGAUUGCCUUACUCUCUGCUUCUUAUUCAGUACUUUCCCAUCACUGAAAAAAGUACCUCGUGAUCAGUCCAUGCUCUGCCGAAGGUUGACAGUGGAGUUCAUGCAUGCUGUAAUUGCAGCAAAAGCACUCCGUAAAGUAUUUAUAUCAGUGAAAGGCUACUACUACCAAGUUGAACUGGAAGGUCAGACAAUCACAUGGAUAGUGCCACAUCAUUUUGCUUUCCAGCCUCAAAGCAAAGAUGAGGUAGACUUCAAGAUCAUGUCAACAUUUGUUGAAUUCUACACAAUGAUGCUUGGUUUCGUAAAUUUCAAGUUAUAUCAUUCUCUGAAUCUGGUUUACCCUCCGAAGCUUACUGCAGCUUUCUCUGCAAAUAAUGACAAAGACCUUAUAGAUGAACAGGCUUAUGUUUCGGAGAGAAUAGCUGCCAUGAACUUACCCCUCACCAAAGUCGAAGGAUCUAAUGAUGCUGAGGAAUUACCUGAAUUGGACAUUUUCAACACUGAAGAUGAAGACCCAAAAAAGUUGGAAGAAGCAAAACUGGAAGCAGAGAAAGUGAAGAAACUAAAGACAAUGUUCAAAGGGCUCAAGUUUUUCAUCAACAGAGAAGUCCCACGAGAACCCUUGGUCUUUAUUAUCAGGUGCUUCGGCGGUGAAGUCUCUUGGGACCGUGACCAUUUUGUUGGUGCCACAUUUGACGAGUCAGAUGAAUCUAUUACGUACCAGAUUGUUGACCGUCCCAGUAUGGAGAAACAGUACCUCUCUAGGUAUUAUGUCCAGCCACAAUGGGUAUUUGACAGUGUCAAUGCUAGAACCCUGCUUCCGAUUAACAAGUACUUGAUGGGAGCUGUACUGCCUCCACAUCUGUCACCAUUUGUUGAUAAAAUCAAGGACCAAGUGUACAUACCACCAGAACAAAGAGCUCUAAAUGAUCCUGACUUCAAACCUCUAAAUGAUGAAGAAGAGGGCAGCGACAUCGAAGAGGCCAGUGACGAAGAUGAUGAGGAAAAAGAGCAGGACUCUGCUGAGGAAAGUGAUGCUGAAGCUGCCCUGACAAGGCAGUACCAGGAGGAAGUGGAACAAGACUCUCCUUCGGAAGACGAGCAGGAUGACGAUGAAAUAGAUCCGGAGAAAAAGAAACUCGCUAAGGAGAAGAAAAAGGCAAUGGCAGUUUCCACUGGUGUAACUUACAAGGAACAUCCAUACCAAAAGGAAAUUGAAGAUAAACAGGCAUUCCGAUUGAGGGAAAAACUUGUGCGUAAGAAGCACAGGAACCUCUACAAGAGCAUGAAGGCUGGGCGGGAACAACGUAAGAAGGAAAUAUGGCUGCUCAGAAAGAAGAGGCGCCUUCAUGACGAGAAGGCUAAGGUUGAAAAAAAGAAUGAGAAAAAGAAACAAAGAAUGCAAGCCAUUGAAGCCGCUUCUGCGUAAAUGAAAAUAAAUGUUGCAUUUAUGAAAACA